Sander lucioperca (pikeperch) is the source of this 877-nucleotide messenger RNA. Its product is annotated as low affinity immunoglobulin gamma Fc region receptor II-c-like. Lineage: Eukaryota; Metazoa; Chordata; Actinopteri; Perciformes; Percidae. Gene Ontology annotation, molecular function: transmembrane signaling receptor activity. The transcript has 6 exons. Gene Ontology annotation, biological process: cell surface receptor signaling pathway. The record is from RefSeq and is a predicted model, not a curated record. The coding region runs from base 16 to 849 and encodes 277 amino acids.
UCACCAACAGUCAGGAUGGAGGACACAUCUCUACUCUGGCUGCUCUUUCUGACCUCACUGCUGAGCUGCCCAACAAACCAAGCCUCUCUGACUGUGAGUCCCAGCAGCUCUCAGAUGUUUGUAGGACAGUCUGUCUCUCUGAACUGUGAGGAGGACGACAGCUCUGCUGGAUGGACUCUGAGGAGGAACACAACCAGAAAAACUAGAGCUGAGUGUAAAGACUGGGGAGGAAUAUCUGCUGGUUCUUCCUGUAAAAUCAGCUACAUGGACCCAUCAGACAGUGGAGUUUACUGGUGUGAGUCCAGAGAGGGAGCAACCAGUAACAGCAUCAACAUCACUGUCACUGGUGGACCAGUGAUCCUGCAGAGUCCUGUCCUCCCUGUGAUGGAGGGAGAAGACCUCACUCUGCUCUGUAGAACAAAGACGUCCUCCAACCUCCCAGCUGGUUUCUAUACAGAUGGCUCCUUCAUCAGGACUGAGCCUGCAGGUCACAUGACCAUCCACCAUGUUUCCAGGUCUGAUGAAGGCCUCUACAAGUGUAACAUCAGCAGUGUUGGAGAGUCUCCACCCAGCUGGGUCUCUGUCACAGAGAAACCAAAGACCACAGACCCACCAACCUCUGCAGCUCCGCCCCCGGCCUCAGACCACCUCCCCCUUGUGAUCAGACUGGUCUGCCACCUGGUGGUGUUUUGUCCGUACUUCAUCUCCACUUUCAUCAUGGUGUGUUUAUAUCGACACAGAGAAACAGGAAAUGACCUGCCCGUCUCCGUGGUGAUGACCCCACCCACCCAGGCUGAGAUGGGAUUGGAUGAAGACUAUGAUGAUGUCACCACGGAGCAUCACUUCUGAACUGAUCUGAGAAGAAGCUCAAAUGUUU